UGCAUGCCAUUUCAUAACAUUAUCAGUAUCAGUUAAUCAGUGGGGUUUAGAAUAAUAAUACGUGUUUAAUUAAGGACAAUUUGUUUGGAUGGGAAUGAGGUUAUUAACGAGUGUUGUUGGGGUUUCUCUUUUGCUGGUUUUGUGUGUUAAUGUUGUUGUCUCCGGGACAACGCUGGUUGAUGACCAGAAGUUUCUUCCUAGACCUCACUUUGGUUUGCCCAUUAGGAAAAGGUUUGGCCAUGGGUUCGGUCCGGGCGGGGGUCUUGGAGGCGGGGCCGGUGGUGGUCUUGGAGGAGGGGCUGGUGGCGGAUUAGGUGGUGGUGGUGGGUUUGGAGGAGGUGGAGGAGGUGGACUAGGAGGUGGUGCCGGUGCCGGUGCGGGUGGAGGCUUUGGAAAAGGAGGCGGUCUUGGCGGCGGUCUUGGUGGCGGAGCAGGUGGAGGUGGAGGGCUAGGAGGCGGAGGGGGAGCCGGUGGAGGAUUAGGGGGAGGAGCGGGUGGCGGAGCCGGGGCAGGCGGUGGAUUCGGAGGCGGUGGAGGUUUUGGUGGCGGAGGAGGCGGAGGAUUCGGGGGAGGAGGUGGGUUUGGUGGUGGUGCAGGCGGUGGAUUGGGAGGCGGACAUUGAUCGAUCAUCAAAUCUCCGGCGGCGGCCAUGCAACCCCUCAUAUUAUCAUAUUUUGUGUGUUCAAACUUCAAAUUAAUUAAAGUUGAGCAAUUCUUUAGGCCAAGCCAAACAUAUUGUGUAUCUUGAUUAAAGUGAUUAAUUAAGAAAUUAAACUGGUACUGAAUUAUUAAUCCAAGAUGAAAUGAUGUAUUAUUGGUACCGGUGGUCAUUAUUAUUGUUGUUGUAAAAAUUUAGAUCCAUAUUUAUUAACAGAGCCAGCUCCAUAUGUCUCUAUAUU
Molecule: messenger RNA, 899 nt
Organism: Cuscuta campestris
Lineage: Eukaryota; Viridiplantae; Streptophyta; Magnoliopsida; Solanales; Convolvulaceae
Source: the annotation of a GenBank genome assembly